Molecule: messenger RNA, 3018 nt
Organism: Trichoderma virens Gv29-8
Lineage: Eukaryota; Fungi; Ascomycota; Sordariomycetes; Hypocreales; Hypocreaceae
Exons: 2
Coding region: 1-3018 (1005 amino acids)
Biological process (GO): protein processing
Cellular component (GO): mitochondrial matrix
Molecular function (GO): metal ion binding
Source: RefSeq, a predicted model, not a curated record
AUGUUGCGCAACGCCGCCAACACGGCUCGCAAGACCGUGACGGAUCUCGCCUUGUACCCGAAGCCUGGGUCCAAGCUCCAUGGAUUUACUCUCGUCCGAGCAAAGCAUGUUCCGGAGCUGGAACUGACGGCACUGCAACUGCAACACGACAAAACUGGCGCCGACUACUUGCACAUUGCGCGCGAUGACACCAACAAUGUCUUCUCUAUUGGCUUCAAGACGAACCCUCCCGACGAUACCGGCGUCCCCCACAUCCUGGAGCAUACCACUCUUUGCGGCAGCGAGAAAUAUCCUAUUCGCGAUCCCUUCUUCAAGAUGCUGCCCCGGACCUUGUCCAACUUCAUGAAUGCGAUGACAGCUUCAGACCAUACCUUUUAUCCCUUUGCAACCACCAACGAGCAGGAUUUCAAGAAUCUAAUGUCCGUGUACCUCGACGCAACACUUCAUCCAUUGCUGAAGCAAUCCGACUUUCAACAGGAAGGCUGGCGAAUUGGACCUGAGAACCCGUCAGCAGAGACUGCAGAGGGCAAGAAGCUUGUCUUCAAGGGGGUCGUGUAUAACGAGAUGAAAGGCCAGAUGUCAGACGCGGGAUACCUCUACUACAUUCGAUUCCACGAUCACAUCUUCCCCGAUAUCAAUAACUCCGGUGGCGACCCUCAGAAGAUCACAGAUUUAACCUAUGAACAGUUGAAGAAUUUCCACGCAGAAAACUAUCACCCAAGCAAUGCGAAGCUGUUUACCUACGGAGAUAUGCCUCUAGCGGAUCACCUGCGGGAAGUUGACACCAGGCUUCAGGCCUUUGAGAAGAUCGCCAAGGACAAGAUUAUUCAUCUACCGAUCGAGCUGAAUGGCCCUAAGGAAGUUACCCUUCAUGGCCCACAGGAUCCAUUGGUCGCUCCGGAUCGACAGUACAAAACAUCGGUAUCUUGGAUCACUGGUGAUACUACUGAUGUGGUAGAAUCGUUCUCAGUAUCAUUGCUCUCUACACUCUUGAUGGACGGCUACGGGUCGCCGUUGUAUCGGGGUUUAAUAGAGGCCGGUAUGGGGGCUGACUGGAGCCCCAACGCAGGCUACGACAGCUACGCGAAACGCGGCAUCUUCUCAAUUGGUCUUACUGGCGUCCAGGAAUCCGAUGUUCCCAAGGUCAAGGGCAAGAUUCAGGAGAUUCUGCGGGAAGCGAGGAACAAAGGUUUUGACCAGGGCAAAAUCGAUGGCACACUUCACCAGCUCGAGCUUUCCCUUAAGCACAAGACGUCCAAUUUUGGCUACUCCAUGCUCAACAGACUGAAGCCGAAGUGGUUUAACGGCAGCGAUCCCUUUGAUUCUUUGGCCUGGAAUGACACCAUUGCUGCUUUCCAGGCCAAGAUGGCCGAGGGUGGUUAUUUGGAAGGCCUGAUGGACAAAUACCUACUCAAUGACAACACCUUGACUUUCACCAUGGCGCCAUCAGCCACCUUUGGCGACGACUUGAUUGCUGAGGAACAAUCGCGACUAUCUUCCAAAAUCCAGGAUGCCGUGAACAAGGCUGGAGACGAGGAGAGUGCUCGCCUGCAAUUCGAGAAACAGGAGCAGGACCUACUGGUGGAGCAAAACAAGACCACUACCGAGGAUCUGAGUUGCUUGCCUACCGUCUAUGUCAAGGACAUUCCAAGAUCAACGGACCCAACGAUUGUGCGAGAUGAAAUUGCUGAUGGUAUUCCGAUCCAAUGGCGAGAGGCGCCAACCAAUGGUCUGACUUAUUUCCGCGCCAUCAACACAUUGGAAAAUUUGCCCGAUGAGCUUCGAGAGCUCAUUCCUUUGUUUACGGACAGCAUCAUGCGUCUAGGCACGAAGGACAUGACGAUGGAACAGCUCGAGGAUCUCAUCAAGCUCAAGACGGGCGGCGUUUCUGUCGGCUAUCACUCCACGCCUUCACCGACAGACUUUGCUCAGUCCAGUGAAGGCAUCAUUUUCACCGGUAUGGCGCUUGAUAGGAACGUACCUGUCAUGUACGACAUUCUACGCAAACUGGUUCAAGAGACCGACUUUGACAGCCCGGAGGCUUCCCUGCGCAUUCGACAGCUGCUGCAAGCUUCGGCUGACGGAGUUGUCAAUGAUAUCGCGUCAUCUGGACAUCGGUUUGCGAUGGGCCACGCCGAAUCGAGUCUGACUCGCAGCGCUUGGCUGCGGCAGCAGGUAGCCGGCCUGUCACAGGUUAAACUGGUCACCUCGUUGACGAGCAGGCCGGAAUCCGAUCAGCUAGAGGAUGUCAUCAGCAAACUCAAGAAGAUCCAGGCGUUUGCUCUGACCAGCGGUAAGAUGCGCACUGCCCUUACGUGCGGCACCGAGAACGUGCAAGAGAACCUGAACUCUCUAAAGAGCUUUACGGGAGGGUUGUCUCGAGAAGUGUCAGGAGUGGCACACAGCAGCCCAUCACCCCUUCCCAGAGAUAGCAAGGCUUUCUUCCCUCUGCCAUAUCAAGUCUAUUACGGAGGCCUCUCUGUCGCCACAACAUCUUACACCUCACCCGAAGGUGCGCCGCUGCAGAUUCUCGCACAGCUGUUGACACAUAAGCACCUUCACCACGAGAUUCGAGAGAAGGGCGGUGCCUAUGGCGGCGGGGCUUAUUCGAAGGCUUUGGAAGGCUUAUUUGGAUUCUACUCCUACCGUGACCCUAACCCGCAAAAUACAUUGAGCAUCAUGCGCAAUGCGGGACGAUGGGCUGUGGAGAAGGAAUGGAGCGAUCGAGACCUGGAAGAGGCCAAAAUCUCAGUCUUUCAGGGAGUUGACGCUCCGAAGUCGGUAAACCAGGAGGGCAUGGCAAGAUUUUUGUCCGGAAUUACGGAUGAAAUGAAGCAGAGGAAGAGAGAACAGCUAUUAGACGUGACAAAGGAACAGGUCAGGGACGUGGCACAAAAGUUCCUUGUCGACGCUAUUGAGAGAGGAGAGGAGCGUACAACCUUCCUGGGAGAAAAGCAAGGCUGGGUAGAUGGAUCAUGGAGGGUCCAUGAGAUGAACGUGAACGGCGCUGAAGAGUAA